Messenger RNA from Verruconis gallopava, 1185 nucleotides. RefSeq lists its product as uncharacterized. The transcript has 5 exons. Bases 1 to 1185 code for a protein of 394 amino acids. NCBI's taxonomy places the organism in Eukaryota, Fungi, Ascomycota, Dothideomycetes, Venturiales, Sympoventuriaceae. The record is from RefSeq and is a predicted model, not a curated record.
AUGUUUGCGGUCAUUUUCCUGCUUAUUCAUGCUUGCUACUGCGGGAUUGUGGCGCCGGAAAAUACUUCGGACUCCCCUCAAAAGCUCCUUGGACGUGUUUUGAAUCAAUGGGACGCCAAUGAGCACUGGUCACAAUCCUCCCUCGUCCUUGCUCGUCGAAACUACGUCUACUCUCUCCACAACUACACUAUUGAGCAGUCUGAAACGAAGAGCAGAGUCCGCUGGACCAUGAGAGAAGGGAAGGAAAUCUUGCCUUGGGGAAAACGUGGUUUCACAGCAAACCAUCAAACACAUAAAUGGGAUGCCAGCAAUACAUUCGUUGAUAACAGGGGCAAGAUUUGGAUCCAGUUGUGCUAUGUUACAGCAGAAGAUGCCAAACAAUUGGGCCCCUACAUUGCCCAGUGCGUGAACAGAUGGCACGCAGCAUUAGGAUGCAACAGCGGAGUCGGAUUCUACAUCAAGCAAAACUAUUGCACCGACCCGCGGCGUGAUGUUCACGUUAUGGUAGACCAAAAUGCUUAUCGGGGGAAAGCAACGGUUGGGACUAGGCUCUACCCAAAUAGCGGAUAUCCGCUUCAUUGGAUCAAGCUGCCUCUUCCAGCUCGCGUCGUUGGACAAGCGACACACAUUGGUAUUUCAAUAGCCAAAGUCCUGACAAGGCUUGCACUCGGGAGCUUUUCGAUACUUGAGAAGAACUGCCGCUUUGGGCUAUACCACGAGCAGAGCCGACAGGAUUGGAGAGCAGCUGGCCUUGAUAUUGAAUUCACCGCAAUUCCGGGUUAUCAAGCUGCAGUCAACUAUGUAAACAAUAAUAUCCUUGUCUGGCCUCAAGGGUCUCUGAAGCAGGGACAGCGGAUAACCGUGAAUGAUAUACUAACUUAUGGUGAACUCAACCGUGACCCAAGAUUCGCUCUCUGCAGGAUUUGGGCAGGCAAAACUCAUGUCCCAUCGUGGGUCAGAGCUGAUGGCACAAAUUCUCUAGGCAACGUACGUCAGGGGGUGCCGUAUGGUGCAUUUGAUUGGGAUUCUAUAAUGCUAUACCCGACAAGACCUGAAUGGAUAUUUUGGAGAUUAGUAAAUGGCGUGAGACAAGAAAUUCCUGGUCCCCGGCCAGAUUGGCCUUCACAAGAAGACAUAGCUGCAGUCAAGUUUAUGUACCCAGAUUUACCGCCUCCGAACCCGUAG